Messenger RNA from Colletotrichum higginsianum IMI 349063, 459 nucleotides. Its product is annotated as Short-chain dehydrogenase. The transcript has a single exon. Gene Ontology annotation, molecular function: oxidoreductase activity. The record is from RefSeq and is a predicted model, not a curated record. Lineage: Eukaryota; Fungi; Ascomycota; Sordariomycetes; Glomerellales; Glomerellaceae. Bases 1 to 459 code for a protein of 152 amino acids.
AUGAUCACCCAUUUCCUCCCUCAUCUCCAGUCCCUCCGGUCGUCCAUCACCACCAGCAGCUGUUCCAUAAUUCUCGUCUCUUCAGGCCUCGCCCUCGUCCCCAUCCCCCGCUGCCCGAAUUACUGCGCCACAAAGUCCGCCCUUCACUCCCUCGCCUGGUCCCUCCGCGCCCAGCUUGCCGCCCACGGGCCGUCGGCUCACAUCCGCGUCGUUGAAGUCGUCCCGCCCGCCGUCCGGACCGAGCUGCAUUCCCAGCAGCCCGAUCUUGUCGCCGCAGGCCAGGCUGACUUCGGCAUGCCACUCGACGAGUUCACCGAGGAAACUUGGGCGGCGUUGCUGGAGGGGAAUGAAGAUGAAAUCAUCGUUGGGCCGGCCAAGAACUUUGCCCAUGUUGAAAUGGACAGGAAAAAGAUGUUCGACAAGAUAACCGAGUCGUUCAACAACGGCAACAAGUCGUAA